AUGUCCUCACCAGCAACAGUAAUCGAACAGAUUUUGAAACUCUCACCGAACGUUCAAGGACAAGCCAUAUCCACCCGCCCCGCUUUCAUACUUGCAGGACCGCCUGGUUCCGACACGUCUGCAUUCGCUGAACGAUUUGCCAGGGACAAUUUCUGUGAAUAUCUAUCACCAUGUCAUUACAUGCAUAAACUCAUCACUGAAAAGGACAAUACGGAUCCGCUGAGAAAUGAAGUGGCUGGAUAUCUCUUGUCAGGCCAGGAAGUGCCGAAUGAAGUCGUGCUCAAGUGUUUGGAUGCCGCUAUUAAUUCAGAGGAGGCGAAAUCUAGAGGAUUUGUAUUGGAAGGCCUCUCUCAACUUGAAAACGACGGUGACGUGCUCCGGCGUCUGAUAGAAAACAGUCUGGCACCAACACACACCGCCAUUCUUAUCGAACUGCAAAUGACUAGAGAGGAUUCAUCGGUGCGGCUUGUAAACCAGUACACGGAUUAUGAGACUGGCGUGUCGUACACUGUUACCCAAGUGGAAAAGUCACGGGCGGCGAUUGCUAGUCGGCCUGUACCCAAAGACGGUGAAGGUGAUGAGGAAGCUGAGGAAGAAGCAGCGGCAGACCCUGAACCUGUAGAGGAUGAGAUAGCUGAGGAUGAAGAACUGGAUGAGAAUGGAGAACCUAUAAGACGAUACGUAAAGAAGCAGCCGCCGCUGAUACCUCUCACUGUGAAUGGGCCGGAACUGGAGUUGUUGUCGCAGGAUAUUCUGAAUAGACUCGUCACAAACCCCCAAUUCUCACAACAAGAAGUCGACAAAGAUUGGGAUUCAUACGAGAAAUUCCAAAUCGGGCUCCGUAGCGUAUAUAAAACACUUGGAGUCAUGCGAACCAUCAAGGCCGAUGCAUCACAGCAUCCAGAUGUCCUAUCCAACGAUGUUUUGGACAGGCUCGCAACUGUAGAUUGGACAUUGUCGCAUCGUGCACCGCCAUGUAUUCGUAUUGGGGAUGCUACUCUUACAGGAGGUCUGAGUAUGCCAGAAGCCAAGGCCAAACUCGAAAUCUUGGAUCUAGUCGAAGGAGAAGCACCACGGGAUUGGAGUGACUGGCGACAUUUUUGUCCAGUGGCAUUUUCAGAAACUGAUGAGCUUGUUGCUGGACAGGUUGUCAUUACGGCUGUUUACAAGGGAUCUUUAUACUUCUUCUCAACUGAAGAACGCAUCAACAAAUUCAUAGCAAAUCCAGAAAGAUAUCUCGCUACACCUCCUCGUUUACGUGCAGUCAAGAUCUGUAUCUUGGGAGGUCCAAUGUCUGGUAAAACCACACAAGCAGACUUGCUCUCGAAACUGUAUUCAGCAAAACGUAUCAAUGUGGACUCGAUCUUAUCUUCUUGGGACUUGAAUCGAGAUCAGGCUGGUCUGAGGAGCAAGAUACCUGUUUACGACAAGAUUGUGGUGACAUGUCAGAAGGGACAACCAGUCACAACUGAGCAAAUGGUGGAAGUUGUGCAAUGGGCUAUAGCUGAAGAAUCACCAACACGGAAUGGAUGGAUUUUGGAUGGUUUCCCGUAUACUAUAGAUCAGGCGAAUGCUCUUGUUGCUGCUGGUAUCAAAGCCGAUUUUGUGGUUACUCUUCAAAGUGACGCCAAGGACGAAAACGUAAUCGCCAGAGCCGCCGCCAAACAAAUAGAUUGGAGAACAGGUCUAGCAAGUAAAGAGAUAUCAACAGAUCCAACAGCCAUUGCGGCAUAUCCAAACCUAGUAGACUUGUAUGGAUCUGCUGAUGUAGAGAAUCAUGAGAUUACAAAGAUUCUUGCUGAAAAGUCGUUUUCGGCACCAACUGACGAUGUGGUGUCGACUUGUAGUUUUAUUCGACGACUUAUUGAUCCUUUCGUGCCUCAAGCUGUUGUGGCAGCUGAACCAAUCCCAGAAUUCGCAAUUAUGGGUCCAUCUAAAGAUUAUUGUCCAGUUCGAUUAGCAAAGGACAAGGUCCUUGUGAGAGGAAAUAGGAACUUUGGAGUCAAGUGGCAGUCAUUAUACUUUUACUGCUCGACAAGUCAAGCCCAAAAGGAAUUUCUCGCCAAUCCAGUGCUGUUUGCUUUUGCACCUUGUACGACACCACCGCCGAGGAUUGUGUUUAUGGGAGCUCGUGGUUCUGGCAAGAACACCGUCGCAUCAGAGUUACUAUCACCAUUCAAGGUUCCCAUCGUAUCAAUGUCUGAUUUAAUUAACGAGUACAUGCAGUCCCAGACAGAAGAAUCAAAAGCCAGGAUCACUGAACAAGGAGAUCCUCAAGUCGCUCUUCCUACUGCAACCGUUAUCGAACUUGUUAGGAAUUUGUUUACUUCUGAGCCCCACCAAUCACAAGGCUUUGGUCUUAAAGGCUUUCCCCGAAACAAGGCUGACACGGAAGCCCUCUUCGCAGCAGGCUUAUAUCCAGAUGCGUUCGUCCAUUUACGUAUUGAUGCAGAGACAUCAGCACAACGGAUGGUGAAUGCACGAAGGGGAGAACCGAUUAUGAGUGCUGAUGACGAAGCUGCGUGGAGGGAUGAGUUAGUUGCUAGCGCCGACAAUGAAUUGGCAUCUAUCGCAGAUUCAGUAGCUACCAUCGAACCUUAUAAUGUGUUGGUGAUUGAUACUGAUGGGGGUCGUCCUCUUCGACCGUUGUUGGCUACGUUAAGGAACGAGCUGAGGACGUUCUUGGAAUGUCGGUCAAGCUUAUUGACCAAUGUGGUGCCACUGGAUUCGGUCAUUGCAGAAGGAUUCUUGUCUGCAGGAUUGAAGAGUUUCAGUCCGUAUGGGCAAUACUGUCCUGUCACAAUGACCAAGAGUAGAAUCGUAACUGCUCAAAUCUUUGGUAAAAUGCCAGCUAUGACUGGAGAUUACGUAUAUUACCUUGCCGAUGAGAGUGCAUUGCAGGAGUUUUCCAUCAACGCCCAAAAGUACAUCUCAUCACCACCCAUAAAACCAGCUGUACGACCAAUCAUCAGCGUCAUUGGCCGUCCGAAGUCCGGCAAGACGGCUUUAUCACGUCGCCUAGCAGGUGAUUUAGGAAUGACAUAUGUAGACAUCCCAGCUGCUGUAUCGAGUCUGUUGGAAGACAAUCGCCAACCACUGCUAGCGCUCAAAAUCAAGGAUAUCUUAUUGUCUGGACAAUCUGUGCCGUCUGAUUUAGCUGCUCAAGCGAUUGUACGUGUCCUCUCACGGAUAUCAUGUCAAUCUCAUGGUGUAGUGCUAGACAAUUUCCCAAGUAGCGUGAAGGAGGCGGAACUGCUGGAAAAGUGUGGUCUAGUGCCGCAAACAUUCUUUGAAAUGAACGUAUCUGAAUCCGAAAUGAUGAACCGCACACGAGCUGAUUAUGACGUUGAGGUGUCUCAAGAGCCGUUUGCAGGUGCUUCUGUACCAGGGAUUGUAAAGGCACAGGAUGCGGUAAAUCAGUCUAAUAUGAGUGAACUGAGACAAUGGGUUGCAAACUCAUAUCAUGGAUGGGAAAUCAUGGACGGAGCAAGAUCUAAAUGGGCACUUGCAACAGACGCAACCAAAACAAUUGAAAGGGCUAUUGAACGACGCCAAGUAUAUCUCCUUGGCAUAUACAAUCAUCGCGCCGUCAGUGUAGAUGCUAGUGGUAUAGACUCGAAACAUAUGGAUACUCAUAUGGGUGUAUUUGGAGAUUUCUGUCCAGUUUGUCUCGUAGAUCGUGAUGAGCUUGUACCUGGCUCUCACGGUACGAGUAACAUGGCAGAGUAUGAGGGGUAUUAUUACAGGAUGGCUGGUGCUGAUGAGUUGGGAGCGUUUUUGAAGGAUCCGACACGGUAUACCGAAUCGGGCAAGACGCUGCCGGCGUCGCUGCCUGUUAGACGUAGUAUAGCUGAAGUGAGGAAUCAGUUUCCAAAGCAGGUUGAAUUGCAGGGGUAUUGUCCUGUUACGCUUACGGAGGGGCCUACAGGACCUGCAAGUGUAGUACCAGGCGAAUCAGCAUAUACCGUCGAAUGGAACUCGAAACUCUACCAAAUGGCCAACGAAUCCCAAACUCUCAAAUUCAUUAAAUCUCCCUGGCGCUACACUUCCGCAACCCUCCCAGCAGUUCUCCCACCGCGUAAAGUCCAAAUCCCAGUAACAUCCCUUCCUCUCGUCGGAUACCUCGAACAUACAGUCUCAACAGCUCUAACAGACGCACUCGGAGCAGUCGGCAAACUACGCCCCAAAUACCCAUUCAAGAGCAUGUCUAAAUCAGCAAACCAGUACAUGGGACUGUACUUAAAAGCACAUAAUCCGAAAUCAAAGGCUUGGGUGCUUGAGAGGCAGAUGAAAAAGUUGAAGGUGUUUGAAGGGGAGUGUGCGCUUGUUGAGCAGGUUCGAGGGGGUGUUACGGAGAGUUAUAAGGAUGCGAGUGGAGAGGUUGAGGUCAAGUUGGACAAGUUUUUUGGAUUGAGGAAUCAUUCGGCUGCUAUGUAA
Molecule: messenger RNA, 4437 nt
Organism: Synchytrium microbalum
Lineage: Eukaryota; Fungi; Chytridiomycota; Chytridiomycetes; Synchytriales; Synchytriaceae
Product: adenylate kinase
Exons: 16
Coding region: 1-4437 (1478 amino acids)
Biological process (GO): nucleobase-containing compound metabolic process
Cellular component (GO): cytoplasm
Molecular function (GO): AMP kinase activity; ATP binding
Source: RefSeq, a predicted model, not a curated record